Vigna unguiculata (cowpea) is the source of this 1189-nucleotide messenger RNA. RefSeq names its product tetraspanin-6-like. Gene Ontology annotation, biological process: auxin-activated signaling pathway. Lineage: Eukaryota; Viridiplantae; Streptophyta; Magnoliopsida; Fabales; Fabaceae. The record is from RefSeq and is a predicted model, not a curated record. Gene Ontology annotation, cellular component: membrane.
GAAAUUCUGGAAGCUUUAUUCAGUGACCCAGACAAGUAAAAACAAAACGCUUCCAAUGGCACGUCCUUUUAAAACCAACAACAAAAAUCACAAUCACACCACAGGGAAAGAGUGAGAGAAAGAAAGCUUAAGAAACGAAGGAGAUGCAACGGUUCAGCAACACAGUGAUCGGAUUCUUGAACUUCUUCACUCUGUUGGCAUCAAUACCCAUAAUCGGAGCAGGUCUAUGGAUGGCAAGGAGCAACACAAGUUGUGAGAAUUUUUUCCAAACGCCACUGUUGGUGAUAGGGUUUGUGGUGCUUGUGAUUUCCCUCGCCGGUUUCGUAGGGGCGUGCUUCCAUGUGGCAUGGGCAUUGUGGGUGUACUUGCUCAUCAUGGUGUUGCUCAUUAGUGCCCUUUUUGGUUUGACCAUAUUUGGGUUCGUUGUGACUGAGCAGGGUGGGGGAGUGGAAGUGCCUGGUAGGGCUUACAAGGAGUACCAUCUUCAACGCUAUUCGCCAUGGUUCAGGAAUCGGAUCCAGGAUCCUCAGUAUUGGAGCACCAUUAGAAGCUGCAUUUUGGGCUCCAAGACAUGUUCCAAGCUUGCCCUUUGGACCCCUCUUGAUUACAUGCAGAGGGAUAUGUCCCCCAUUCAGUCCGGGUGUUGCAAGCCACCAACGUCGUGCAGUUACAACGAGGAAAGCGUUACAGUGACGCAAGAUCCAGAUUGCUACCGUUGGAACAACGCUCCGACACUGCUAUGUUACGAUUGCGAGUCUUGCAUGGGUGGUGUGCUGGAAAACAUGAGAAGGGACUGGCACAACAUCUCUGUUCUUAACGUUGUCGUUCUUGUUUUUCUCAUAGGGAUUUAUUCCAUUGCCUGUUGUGCUUUCAGAAACGCAAGAAGAGCUCAAACUGAUUAUCCUCACGGUCACAACCGCAUGACCAAAGUUAAACCCAGAUGGGAUUACUAUUGUUGGAGAUGGUGGUAUAACAAGAAGGAGGAGCUUUUUUGAAUUUAUGCAUGCAAUAACCAUCACUGUGUUCUUGAUUACUCAAAAAGGGAGGACAAUUUUCUGCUUUCUCAGUAAAUGCCCUAUGUUUUUACAUCAUCACAAUAUUGUACAAAUCCUGUUGCUUUUUCUCAAAAAGAUUAUAACAGAUCUCUGCCUUUCCACUUUACUUUAAUUUACACAUUUGCUUUUUAAUU